AUGGCUGAUGCAGUUCGCGAUGGUGACGACGGCCGCGAAGUGGGAGACGACGCAAUGUGGUCACUGUCUUCCGCCAAGCCUGGCAACGGCGUGGACCAGCUGCGCGACGACAAUAUGGACACGUACUGGCAGUCGGACGGUGUGCAGCCGCACCUGAUCAAUAUUCAAUUCGCCCGCAAGAUGGUUAUCAAGGAGGUGGCGCUGUAUCUGGACUACAAGCUGGACGAGAGCUAUACACCCAAGAAGAUCGCUAUCCGCAGUGGCUCCACGGUGCACGAUCUCAAGGAGAUCCACGUACAGCACAUUGCAGAGCCCAGCGGCUGGAUAUCCAUUCCGUUGCACGCGGACGAAGUAUCGGAGCAGGCUCCACUGCGCACGUUUUUCUUGCAAGUCGUGGUCCUUGCCAUGCACCAAAACGGGCGCGACACACACAUCCGACAGGUGAAGAUUUACGCCCCGCGAGAGACCAACGUCCUCGACUGGACCAUCCCGGAGGCCACCACGCCGCAGUUCGCUGCGUUCUCGUGCAUCCGUUAG
This is a messenger RNA of Phytophthora infestans T30-4, 537 nucleotides long. Its product is annotated as anaphase-promoting complex subunit 10. Lineage: Eukaryota; Oomycota; Peronosporomycetes; Peronosporales; Peronosporaceae. Bases 1 to 537 code for a protein of 178 amino acids. Gene Ontology annotation, biological process: protein K11-linked ubiquitination; anaphase-promoting complex-dependent catabolic process. The transcript has 3 exons. Gene Ontology annotation, cellular component: anaphase-promoting complex. The record is from RefSeq and is a predicted model, not a curated record.